Echinops telfairi (small Madagascar hedgehog) is the source of this 3713-nucleotide messenger RNA. RefSeq names its product synaptic vesicle glycoprotein 2C (gene SV2C). Gene Ontology annotation, biological process: transmembrane transport; chemical synaptic transmission. The transcript has 12 exons. Gene Ontology annotation, cellular component: membrane. Bases 94 to 2277 code for a protein of 727 amino acids. Gene Ontology annotation, molecular function: transmembrane transporter activity. The record is from RefSeq and is a predicted model, not a curated record. NCBI's taxonomy places the organism in Eukaryota, Metazoa, Chordata, Mammalia, Afrosoricida, Tenrecidae.
AACAAAGUGAAAGUGGGUGCUGCUUGCUGGACUGAACCACUGACCAGAGACUGAGAAACCUUCUUCUUCUCAUUGGCGGUCAGCAGAGACAAGAUGGAAGACUCUUACAAGGAUAGGACUUCACUGGUGAAAGGCGCCAAAGACAUUGCCAAAGAGGUAAAAAGAAAGACAGCCAAAAAAGUGAACCAAGCGGUGGACCGGGCCCAGGAUGAAUACACCCAGCGGUCCUACAGUCGGUUCCAAGAUGAAGAAGAAGAUGAUGACUACUACCCACCUGGAGAAACCUACGAUGGGAACGCCAAUGAGGAUGAAGGUUCAAGCGAAGCUACUGAGGGUCAUGAUGAAGAUGAUGAAAUCUACGAAGGGGAGUAUCAGGGCAUCCCCAGCACGAACCAAGGGAAAGAUAGCAUUGUGUCAGUGAGGCAGCCCAAGGGUGAUGAGUUCAAGGACCGCCGGGACCUGGAGUCAGAGAGGAGAGCCGAUGAGGAAGAGCUGGCCCAGCAGUAUGAGCUGAUCAUCCAAGAAUGUGGCCAUGGCCGUUUUCAGUGGGCCCUGUUCUUCGUCCUGGGCAUGGCUCUUAUGGCUGAUGGCGUUGAGGUGUUUGUCGUGGGCUUUGUGCUGCCCAGUGCUGAGACAGACCUGUGUAUCCCGAAUUCAGGAUCUGGAUGGUUAGGCAGCAUAGUGUACCUCGGGAUGAUGGUGGGGGCGUUCUUCUGGGGAGGACUGGCAGACAAAGUGGGAAGGAAGCAGUCUCUUCUGAUCUGCAUGUCUGUCAACGGAUUCUUUGCCUUCCUUUCAUCGUUUGUCCAAGGGUACGGCUUCUUUCUCUUCUGCCGCUUACUUUCUGGAUUCGGGAUUGGAGGAGCCAUCCCCACCGUGUUCUCCUACUUUGCUGAAGUGCUGGCCCGGGAGAAGCGUGGCGAGCACCUGAGCUGGCUCUGCAUGUUCUGGAUGAUCGGCGGCAUCUACGCCUCAGCCAUGGCCUGGGCCAUCAUCCCGCACUACGGCUGGAGCUUCAGCAUGGGGUCGGCCUACCAGUUCCACAGCUGGCGUGUGUUCGUCAUCGUCUGCGCGCUCCCUUGUGUCUGCGCCGUGGUGGCCCUCACCUUCAUGCCUGAAAGCCCCCGUUUCUUGUUGGAGGUCGGGAAACAUGACGAAGCUUGGAUGAUCCUGAAGUUAAUUCAUGACACGAACAUGAGAGCACGGGGCCAGCCUGAGAAGGUCUUCACGGUAAACAGGAUCAAAACCCCAAAGCAAAUAGACGAGCUGAUUGAAAUCGAGAGCGACACAGGAACGUGGUACAAGAGGUGUUUUGUUCGAAUCCGCACUGAAUUGCACGGCAUUUGGCUGACUUUUAUGAGAUGCUUCAACUAUCCAGUCAGGGAAAAUACAAUCAAGCUUACGAUUGUUUGGUUCACCCUGUCCUUUGGGUACUAUGGAUUAUCUGUUUGGUUCCCUGAUGUCAUCAAACAUCUACAGUCAGAUGAAUAUGCAUUGCAAGUCAAAAAAGUGGAGCGAGAGAAAUAUGCAAAUUUCAGUAUUAACUUCACCAUGGAAAACCAGAUUCAUACCGGUGUGGAAUACGAGAAUGGCAGAUUCCUAGGGGUCAAGUUCAAAUCUGUGACGUUCAAAGAUGCAGCUUUUAAGACCUGCACCUUUCAGGAUGUGACUUCGCUCAACACCUACUUCCAGAACUGCACCUUUACGGACACUGUUUUCGACAACACCGAUUUUGAGCCAUAUAAAUUCAUUGACAGUACAUUUCAAAACUGCUCCUUUUAUCACAAUAAGACGGGCUGCCAGAUCACCUUUGAUGAUGACUAUAGUGCCUACUGGAUUUACUUUGUCAACUUCUUGGGCACCUUGGCAGUGCUGCCCGGGAACAUCGUGUCUGCGCUCCUAAUGGACAGGAUUGGGCGUUUAACGAUGCUCGGUGGCUCUAUGGUGCUUUCGGGAAUCAGCUGUUUCUUCCUUUGGUUUGGCACCAGUGAGUCGAUGAUGAUAGGCAUGCUGUGUCUCUACAAUGGCUUGACCAUCUCCGCCUGGAACUCCCUUGACGUGGUCACUGUGGAGCUGUACCCCACCGACCGGAGGGCUACAGGCUUCGGCUUCUUGAAUGCUCUGUGCAAAGCAGCAGCCGUCCUCGGAAACCUAAUAUUCGGCUCCCUGGUCGGCAUCACCAAAGCCAUCCCCAUCCUGCUGGCUUCGACUGUGCUCGUGUGUGGCGGACUCGUGGGGCUGCGCCUGCCUGACACACGAACCCAGGUCCUGAUGUAACCGGGAGCAAAGCCACGCCGCCUGCAUCUUCCUCGCCCUGUGCCAAUCCUGCCGGCCGGCUCAAGGCUUCAGACUCUUCAUACCUGGGAAGGUGGUCAGGUGUCAGAACGCAAGCUCUCGGGCUGUGACGAAGCUCUAGAAGCAUCCAGCCUUGCCCUUGGUGUGACUUCGCCCCAUCUCCCUUUUCAUGCCUUUCCUAGCUGUGAUGUUCCUGCCUCUGUAAACAGUGUGCGUUUCCAAAGGCUCUGAAGGCGGCCAGGCCAUCCCAAGGGGCUGAGGGCUGCAGGCUAAGAGGGCUGUGCUGGUGGAAGAAAUGGUCCCACCUGCUAAUUCAACACUAACCGCAAAGAGAAGUUGGCAUGUUGCUGCAUCUGUGCUAAUGAGAGGGAUUUCCUCUCUCUCUCUCUCUCUCUCUCUCUCUCUCUCUCUCCCUCUCUCUCUCUCUCUCUUCAAACUGAGUGAUACUUCCUGUUUUCUUAGCAAAGGACACCCAGCCACUCUCGCUGCAGACAACCAUGUGGGGCCAGGCCGCUGGGUGGGGCUCCGUGGGGCUGGCAGUGCCGGUAACUAACUGCUGAGGGUGGCAACAGCGCCAAGGCAAGGCUCUGCCCAGAGCGGCCAAGAUUGGAGCGAGCGGCAAGGUUUCCAUCCAGAACCCCCCUUCGACUGCUGGAAGCGAUGAGGGAGGGGCCCCUCGCAGUAUCCGCACCUGCGGACGAGAGGUUCAGGAUGGGUGGCAAUCGGAGAGGGGCUGCCAUCUCCAAGUGCCACUCGGAAGCUACCCUGAUCUUGUCAGAUAGCCGAUUUCUGGAUAGGAAAAAAAAAAAAAGCCAUUUCCUAAAAACCGUUGCUGCUUCCCUGAUUCUGCCAAUUGGACCAGCACAACGCGAGGUUAGAACUGGCCAGUCGAUCUCUACAAAACCCUUACUAACCCAAUGCCACAAAUCCGUUGCCUUUGAAAAGAUUCCAACUUCUGGUGACGUCAUGUGUGACAAAGCAGAACUGCCCCGGAGGGUUGUCUUAAGAGUAAGCUUUAUAGAUCACCAGACUUUUCUUUCACAGAGGGCUGGGUGGGCUCACACCACCAAUGUUGGGGUGCAUCUCCCAGCGCUGACCAUUUGUGCCACCCAGGAACCUACAAACAAAGGGUAUAUAAAUAAAUAACAGUGGCAUCUAGUCGAGCAAGCUGGGAAGAAAGUCACACCUAAAGCUAUUGAGAAAUACAAGAUGGUCCCGUGAGGGUCCCUCUGUCCCGUGGUGGAGGCACAGUGUCCCAACUAGAUGGCAUCUGACUCGCCAGCUGGUGUCACCCUAGCAGCUCCUCUUCCACUGGCUUCUCCUGGCUGGGUCUGGGUAAAGUCGCAGCCUGCCUGUUGUCCUGGAUGGACAACCUCUCCUGGUGGCUGUCUGGCUGCUCAGUUUACCUCUGGAAUCUU